AUUUGCUGGAUCCUUCCCAGAAAAAUCUCUACAAAAAUGUGAUGUUGGAAACCUACCUGAACCUCGAAGCUAUAGGCUAUUAUCAGGGAGACCAUCAUCUUGAAGAACGUUGUCAAAUUAGUAGAAGAUGUGAAAGGCCUUUAAGAAGUCAUAGUGGAGAGAAACCCUAUGAAUGUAACCAAUGUGGUAAAGUCUUUGCAAGAUCCAGUCAUCUCCAAUAUCAUAAAAGAACACAUACUGGUGAGAAACCUUAUGAAUGUAAUCAAUGUGGUAAAGCCUUUGCAAGAUGCAGUGAUCUCCAGUAUCAUAAAAAAAAAACACAUACUGGAGAGAAACCUUAUGAAUGUAAUCAAUGUGGUAAAGCAUUUGCACAGCAUCUACAUCUCCAAUAUCAUAAAAGAACACAUACUGGAGAGAAACCUGGUGAAUGUAAUCAAUGUGGUAAAGCCUUUGCAGUACCCAGUCAUCUCCAAAGACAUAAAAUGGCACAUACUGCAGAGAAACCUUAUGAAUGUAAUCAAUGUGGUAAAGCCUUUGCACAGCGCAGUCAUCUGCAAUAUCAUAAAAGAACACAUACUGGAGAGAAACCUUAUGAAUGUAAUCAAUGUGGUAAAGCCUUUGCACAUCGCCGCUGUCUCCAAUAUCAUAAAGGAACACAUACUGGAGAGAAACCUUAUGAAUGUAAUCAAUGUGGUAAGGCCUUUGCAUGUCACAGUACUUUACAAUAUCAUAAAAGAACACAUACUGGAGAGAAACUUUAUGAAUGUAAUCAAUGUGGUAAAGCCUUUGCACAGCACAGUGCUCUCCAAAUACAUAAAAGAACACAUACUGGAGAGAAACCUUAUGUGUGGCAUCAAUGUGGUAAAGCUUUUGCACAGCGCAGUACUCUCCAAUAUCAUAAAAGAACACAUACUGGAGAGAAACCUUAUGAAUGUAAUCAAUGUGGUAAAGCCUUUGCAGUACCCAGUCAUCUCCAAAGAUAUAAAAUGACACAUACUGGAAAGAAACCUUAUGAAUGUAAUCAAUGCGGCAAAGCCUUUGUAGCACACAGUCAUCUCCAAAGACAUAAAAGAACACAUACCGGAGAGAAACCUUAUGAAUGUAAUAAAUGUGGUAAAGCGUUUCAAUGUCACAGUGACCUCAAAAGACAUAAACUGACACAUACUGGAGAGAAACCUUAUGAAUGUAACCAAUGUGGUAAAGCCUUUACAAGACCCACUCAUCUCCAAUAUCAUAAAAGACCACAUACUGGAGAGAAACAUUAUGAAUGUAAUCAAUGUGGUAAAACAUUUGCAAGGCCCAAUCAUCUCCAAUAUCAUAAAAGAUCACAUACUGGAGAGAAACCUUACAAAUGUAAUCAAUGUGAAAAAGUGUUUGCAGCACCCAGUCAUCUCCAAUAUCAUAAAAGAACACAUACUGGAGAGAAACCAUAUGAAUGUAAUCAUUGUGGUAAAGCCUUUGCAAGUCACAGUGUUCUCAAAAGACAUAAACUGAUACAUACUGGAGAGAAACCUUAUGAAUGUAACCAAUGUGGUAAAGCCUUUGCAGGUCACUAUGUUCUCCAAAGACAUAAACUGACACAUACUGGAGAGAAAACUUAUGAAUGUAAUCAAUGUUUUAAAGCCUUUUCACGGCACAGUAAUCUCCAAAGACAUAAGAAAACACAUACUUGA
This is a messenger RNA of Apodemus sylvaticus (European woodmouse), 1673 nucleotides long. Its product is annotated as zinc finger protein 431-like. The transcript is spliced from 5 exons. NCBI's taxonomy places the organism in Eukaryota, Metazoa, Chordata, Mammalia, Rodentia, Muridae. Bases 42 to 1673 code for a protein of 543 amino acids. The record is from RefSeq and is a predicted model, not a curated record.